This is a messenger RNA of Salvia splendens (bonfire salvia), 1020 nucleotides long. RefSeq lists its product as uncharacterized. Lineage: Eukaryota; Viridiplantae; Streptophyta; Magnoliopsida; Lamiales; Lamiaceae. Bases 1 to 1020 code for a protein of 339 amino acids. The transcript is spliced from 3 exons. The record is from RefSeq and is a predicted model, not a curated record.
AUGCCAAAAUCAGAUAGACGCCCACUUUGGGACUCGUUAGUUGAACAUGUGGUGCAGGACGAGUCGACACUUUUUAGCGGUGACUUCAACAACGUGCUCGCUGAGGAUGAAAGAGUGGGAGGAUCUGUCCUUACGGAAUAUGAGAUUAAGAAGAUGGUGGACACGUGUGCCUUGCUCGGUUUGGAAGAUAUCAUGUCUACGGGAUGCGAGUACACUUGGACGAACCAUGCUAUUUCGAGCAAGAUUGAUAGGGAGUUUCUACCAUCGGGAGCGUACACGGACCACUCACCGGCUGUCACCACCCUCUUUGAAUUCAAGAAGCACCUCAAGGAGUUCAACUUUAAGGAGUUUAGUGAGCUCUCAAAGAGGGCCAAGGAGGCCGGGGAAAAGCUUGAGGCGUUGCAAAAACAGGCGGACAGGGACACAUCAGACCUUGCCCUUUGGGUCCAGAUCACCAAUCAGAAAAAGAAGACUGCCUACCUUGAGAAUUCUGAAAGGGAGUAUUUUAAGCAAAAAGCUAAAUUCAAGCAUUUACUCCUUAGUGAUCGUAGUACUUCGUUCUUCCACUCUCUUGUUAAUAGGAACAACUCACAAAAUUAUAUUGCAUUCCUCUACAGGAGAGAUGACACUAUUACGAGGGAUCAGGAGAAAAUAAUCAGUGAGUUUGUGGAGUUCUACUCGACUCUUUUGGGUACCAAGAAGGAGCCGGAGCCCAUCAACGUGGACAUCAUUAGGCAAGGCCCUCUUGUGAGUGAGGAGGACAGUAGGGACUUGGUUCGAGCCAUCACGGUUGAGGAGAUCAAAGAAGCCUUGUUUGACAUCAGGAACGACAUGGCACCGGGGCCCGAUGGCUACUUCUCGGCAUUCUUCAAGAAGCAAUGGGAGAGAGUCGGCAAAGACGUGGUUGAGGCAGUUAAGGAAUUCUUUGAAACGGGCCAAUUGUUGAAGAACUUCAACACCAACGAUGGGCGACUACAGGCCUAUCUCCUGCUGCAUCGUCUUUUACAAGAUCAUCACUAA